Messenger RNA from Rhizophagus irregularis DAOM 181602=DAOM 197198, 1227 nucleotides. The record is from RefSeq and is a predicted model, not a curated record. Lineage: Eukaryota; Fungi; Glomeromycota; Glomeromycetes; Glomerales; Glomeraceae.
UUUAACAUUGAAAUUAUAUUUAAUAAUUGUGUACUUGCAUUUAUUUAUUAGUAAAAUUUCUUCUUAUCAAUUAGAUUAAACCUCAUCUUCAGAUUCAUCUUCAUUUCGUUGUUACAUGUUAUGGAAUAACUCGAGAUCCAAAUACUAAAGAGUAUAUGAUGGUUUUAGAAUAUUGUAAUGAUGGAAAUUUGAGAAAUUAUUUAAAUAAAUCCAAAGAAUAUAUGGGAUUUGGAUCGAAAAUUGAUAAAUUACAAAAAAUUGCAAGAGGACUUUUAGAUAUUCAUGCAGCUGGGAAUGUUCAUAAAGAUUUUCAUUCGGGUAAUAUAUUAUAUUAUUAUUCUAUUCCAUAUAUAAGUGAUUUAGGAAUGUGUCAACCAGCAAAAAGGCAAGGUAAAGAAGGAAUUUAUGGAGUAUUACCAUAUAUGGCACCAGAAGUUUUACGUGGACAACAAUAUACAAAAGCAGCAGAUAUUUAUUCAUUUGGAAUAAUAAUGAAUGAGUUUCUUUCUGAAGAAAUUCCUUAUUAUGAUAUUCCUCAUGAUGAAUUUUUAGCUAUUAAAAUAUGUGAAGGACUUAGACCAAAAAUUCCUAAACAUAUACCAAAAUUCAUUUCAGAUUUAAUAAUAAGAUGUUGGGAUGCUGAAGUAGAAAAUAGACUAGCCACUAAAGAAUUGUAUCAGAUAUUAAGUAAAUUGGGUAAGGAAAUAUAUGAUAAAAAUAGUGAAUUGUAUUAUCAAAUAAAAGAAGGUGAUGAAAUUGGAAGUAAAAAAUUUAAAAACGGCAAGUCAAAUGACGAUAAAUCCAAAAAUAUUCAAACACAUCCACAGGCUGUUUAUACUAGUAGACUUAUAAAUUUUAAAAGUCUUCCAAAACCAGUAAAUUCUUCAGAUUUAUCAUCUUUUCAAUUUAAUUCAGAUACUAAUUAUACUAUUCAAUCAGCAUUAACAAAUCCAAUUUCAGAAUGCUUGGAUGUUCAAUUAAGCGAAUUAGAACUAAAUGAAAUUUGUCAAGAUUGCGAAAAUAAUAUUGAAUGAAACUUCUUUUCACACAAGUCAAUGAUUAAAAUACAAAAGUGUAUGUAUGUUGAAGUUAGCCUUAUUUUUAUUAAAUUUAAAUUUUAUACUUUAGUUUUCUUUUGUAUUGUAUCAGUUUAUUAGGAUUUUUAUUUUUAAAAUUAUUUUUAUAUAAAUAAAGAUUAUAGGUUUUUAUACUAAUUAACUAAUUGUU